AUGACGGUAUCUUUCUCGAUACCCACACUGGACCUCGACUACUGCCUAGAGCAGUUACUCGAACAUAAACCUCCUCACAUCUUACCCGAAGAUACCAUCCAACAGCUAUGUCACCAGCUCAAAACACAAUUACUUGGUGUACCCAAUAUCAUGACGCUACAAUCACCGUGUACGGUGGUGGGCGAUAUCCAUGGCCAGUACCACGAUCUUCUUGAGAUUUUCCAGAUCGGUGGUGCUCCGCCUACUACAAACUAUGUGUUUCUUGGCGACUACGUUGACAGAGGCUACUACUCAGUGGAGACCAUCUCACUUCUAAUAGUGCUAAAGCUUCGGUAUCCAAGCCGAGUUUUCCUUAUCCGAGGCAACCAUGAGUCACGGACUAUCACAACUAACUAUGGCUUCUACACAGAAGUGCUCAACAAGUACAACGGUUCGCUCAAGGUGUGGAAUUACAUUACCGACUUGUUUGACUAUUUACCGCUAGGAGCUACCAUCGACGGCAAAAUAUUUGCCACUCACGGCGGUCUCUCACCCUCUUGCCAGCAACUAGACCAGAUCCGCGCCAUCGACCGCUUCAAAGAGGUUCCCCAUGAUGGAAUCAUGGCAGAUUUAGUGUGGUCGGACCCAGAUCCAGACAUUUUAGACUUUAAGCUCUCGCCAAGGGGCGCCGGCUACCUUUUUGGGUACGAUGUCAUGAGGAAAUUUUGCCAUGACAACAAUUUGGAUCAGCUUGUUCGAGCACAUCAACUAUGUAACGAAGGUUACGUCAGUUACUGGCAAGGAAUGUGCCUAACGAUCUGGUCUGCGCCCAACUACUGUUACAGAUGCGGGAACCGAGCCAGUGUGCUUGAAAUCGCUCACUCCAACUACGAAUCGAGGUCCAAGAACGCACAGGGGGUGCUUCCUGGCCAGUAUUGUAAUGUAUUCGAAGCUUCUCCAGAAAACAACCAAGACACAUCGGAGGGAAAGAGUGUCAACGGAAUUAAUAGCAACGGUCUGACCAAAGACAUGUUCAGCGUGUAUUUUGAGGGCCGGCCCCAGACCCGCCAAAUUGAGUACUUCCUCUGA
This is a messenger RNA of Sungouiella intermedia, 1068 nucleotides long. Lineage: Eukaryota; Fungi; Ascomycota; Pichiomycetes; Serinales; Metschnikowiaceae. The record is from the annotation of a GenBank genome assembly.